AUGUCAAGGAAAACCACCAGAACGAUUAUAGAAUCCACCAAAGACGAUUUCGGAUUUCCUCCAACACGCAAAAUGCUGACAUAUAUUACAGCAUUUGCUUAUUUAACCACGAGAAACGCCUCAUGGUAUGCGGAUGCUGCAUCAGGUUUCAUGCUCGACCCGAGUAGCUUCUUACUUGAAGAUCAAACUGAGCAACGGAAUAAGAAUGCAUUGUCCGUUAUCUCUAACGUUCUGGCUAUUGGAGGAGCACUAUUAACAUUUUACGCCUUUCUAUUUGGCGUUAGCUCUAUCAAGCCAUGGGGAAUUAUGCAUAAAUAUGUUUUUAACGGGACAACAAAGAAAACUUUUAAUGAUAGGUUGACACUGGAUUCUACAUCAUUAAAUCUUAAAUAUGACAAUUUAGAACUGAAUGGUUUAAAAGAAUUCCUUAAACAUUAUGUCGUCAAUAUUAGUUUGUUAGAAGAAGACAACGAAAAAUCAUUAGAAGAAGACGAUGAAAGUUUUCCUGAAUGGAUGGAGACUAGAUAG
Molecule: messenger RNA, 528 nt
Organism: Rhizophagus irregularis DAOM 181602=DAOM 197198
Lineage: Eukaryota; Fungi; Glomeromycota; Glomeromycetes; Glomerales; Glomeraceae
Source: RefSeq, a predicted model, not a curated record